GUACGGUCCUGGUAACGCGAUGAGAAUACGCGCACGAGCAUCCGCAAGAUGUUUUAUUUAUGUCCUCGUUACGAUUUUUGUCGCGAUGCCGAGGGUGCCAUCGUGAAUUUUGCUUCGCAAAAAUGUCGAAAGUACGCGGAGGAAAACGCAAGAUGGAUCGUUCGUUUGAGAUAUGGACGGCAGUGGCAAUUCCAGAGAUGGAGAGGCAGGUGUUCCUCGUAAUUCUCAACCACCUUCCACUAAAAAGCUGCAACAAACACAAGCAACCGUGGACGAGGUUGUGGGGAUAAUGAAAGUAAAUGUGGAGAAAGUAUUAGAAAGAGAUCAAAAGCUAUCGGAACUGGAGAAUCGUGCUGAUGCUUUGCAACAGGGAGCGACCCAAUUUGAGCAACAGGCAGGAAAAUUAAAAAGAAAAUAUUGGUGGAAAAAUCUUAAAAUGAUGAUCAUCAUUGGUAUCAUCUGCGUGAUUAUUCUUAUCAUUAUCAUUGUUUCAACUGUAUCAGGCUCAUCUGACAAUUCCUCUUCUAACUGAUCGCAUUGUACCAAAUGGGAUAUAAUGCUUUGGGGUUGUUAAUUUAUAUCCAAAAAUGAAAGUUAUCCCAGCAGAGUAAGGGCUGGGCUCACACAAACUUAGAAAUAACAUAAUCGUUGAAAAGUCACGACUCGUAGUCCUGUUCAAAGGAUUUGCGAUUAAAGUAGCACAGACAAAAAGAGAAAGAUCAAGGGAUAAAAUACAUAUAUUUUUGAGACUUAAAUAUAUUCAAACGCACAAUUUAUCAUAAUAAUUACAGUAUUAAUAUGGGUGGCCUUUUGUAAAUCUGUAAAUGGACAAUACAUUUCAUAAUUUUAUCUUGUUAGAAUGUUUCGAUUGUACAUUGUACAUUUAUUAAUGAUAUAUAAUAUAUAAUAUAACGUUUAUACUUUUUUUCA
Molecule: messenger RNA, 930 nt
Organism: Bombus huntii
Lineage: Eukaryota; Metazoa; Arthropoda; Insecta; Hymenoptera; Apidae
Gene: Syb
Product: synaptobrevin-1-like
Exons: 3
Coding region: 173-532 (119 amino acids)
Biological process (GO): vesicle-mediated transport; vesicle fusion
Cellular component (GO): SNARE complex; plasma membrane
Molecular function (GO): SNAP receptor activity; syntaxin binding
Source: RefSeq, a predicted model, not a curated record